This is a messenger RNA of Desarmillaria tabescens, 1465 nucleotides long. RefSeq names its product acetate and butyrate kinase. Gene Ontology annotation, biological process: acetate metabolic process; phosphorylation. The coding region runs from base 101 to 1465 and encodes 454 amino acids. The transcript has 5 exons. Lineage: Eukaryota; Fungi; Basidiomycota; Agaricomycetes; Agaricales; Physalacriaceae. Gene Ontology annotation, molecular function: acetate kinase activity. The record is from RefSeq and is a predicted model, not a curated record.
CCCAGCAAUUUACUUGUGACCACAAGACACCACUGGGCAUUUAGGGUCAAUUGGUUUCGUAGAUCAAAAGAAACGUUGGUCCCCACAUUCCCCAACAACUAUGUCUGAUAUCACCCCUGCUUCGAGAACGGGCCUAAUUCUCUCUGCUAAUGCCGGUUCUUCUUCGCUCAAGAUAUCUCUCUAUGAACUCGUAGGCGACAAUUCAGAGUCGCCCAAGCUGUUGCUGACUUCGUCGAUCUCCAAUAUCACUGCCCCACCAGUCAAGUUUUCGUUUGCACCGUCGGAAGUCUCAUCGACGCCUCAGAUCAAGAAUGAGGAAGUUCCGGCCAUCACAGAACAUGCAUCCGCCUUUGCCCAUUUUCUCGACUCGCUCGAGUGCAAGGCGAAUAUCGACAAGAACAGGAUUGUUCAAGUCUGCCAUCGCGUUGUUCACGGCGGGGACUUUACUGAUCCUGUCGUCAUCAGUGACGAGACUUAUCAACAUAUCGAAAAGCUAUCAGAUUUGGCACCUUUGCACAACGGAGCCGCUCUUGCUGUUAUCAAGGCCUGUAUCGCCGUCCUUCCCAACGCAAACUCGAUCGCGUUCUUUGAUACGGCAUUUCAUCGCUCAAUCCCGCCGCAUAUCGCAGGCUAUGCCAUUGAUCAGACAGUCGCGAAGAAACGAGGUCUAAAGAAAUAUGGAUUUCACGGUCUCAGUUGUGCGGAGAGGUUUCCGUUCCCUCUUCCUUAUCAUCGCUCACACAGUCGUAGAUGCGUUCAUACUGCGCGCUGUUGCGCAAUUUCUCAACAAGGCACGCACCCGCCAUCCGCGCUCAAUUUGAUUAUACUCCAUCUCGGCUCUGGCGCGUCUGUGUGUGCUGUGAAAGAGGGGUGUUCUUACGAUACUUCAAUGGGUUUGACACCACUCAACGGGCUUCCGGGGGCAACGCGUUCUGGCGCGAUUGAUCCCAGUCUCAUCUUCCACUACACCAACAAAGCGGGAAGGAUAAGUCACGAUCCCAAAGUCGCUACGCAGCUCCACGUUACCCAGGCCGAACAUAUCUUAAACUCCAAAUCUGGAUGGAAAUCUCUGACGGGAACGACUGACUUUGGACUCAUAACUAGACGCGCGAAGGAAGGUUCUGCUGUCGAUCAACUGGCUUUUAAUCUCUUCAAAGAUCGUGUUUUGAACUAUAUCGGCUCUUACCACUUGAAGCUUGAGGGUCAGGUUGAUGCGCUCGUUUUUUCAGGGGGGAUCGGGGAGAGGAGCGUUGAGCUCAGAAGUGCCAUAGGAGCCAAGUUAGAAUGCCUUGGUUACUCUGGAGUGGGAGACGCCAAUGAAGACGCCGAUCAUAAGGAAGGCGUGGUCAUUGAUGUGAGUAGAGGUAACCCGGAGACCAAGAAGAUUUUGAUAUGCCGCACAGACGAGCAGUUCGAAAUGGCAAGACAAUGCGCGCAAAGCGACAAGUUCUGGGAGCGUGUAUAA